CGUCGCGGUUGGCGAGGCCCAGCUCUGCCCGCCCGCCCAUGGCGUCGUCGGCGGGCAGCCACCGAGGCUGCUGCUUGGUCCCGACGACGCAAGCUUGGCGAGAGACCACCCACUCGCCUGUCGGUCUGUCUUGGCCUGGACGCCUUCCCGCGAUGCGCUAUGCUGUAGCCACACGUUUUGAGUUGGACCUGCGAGGCCUCUUUGCUCAGCUGCUGCUGCUGCUGGGCUGGCUGGCUACUUAGGCAGCUAGUUGGCAUUUAUGGCAGCCAUGGCCAGCUCGACUUCAACUCCAUGGCUCGUUCGGCUCCUCCAUCACAAUCUUCUCACACAGGCCGGCUCAUCGAGAGCUCCUUUCCCCUUCGGUUGAGAACAUGUCACACCUCCCGUCGUCAACGCGGACGCGGGCGGGCCGGUUCGCCAGCGUGCCGGAGGAGCACGGGGACGAAGCAGACCUAUCGUACCAGGGAGCGGCAGGCCAGUACCAGUACGGCUACGACCAAGGCUACCGCUAUGACCAGGCUGAGGAGUUCGACGUCAUCUCCCCUUACACGUCGCCCCAGCAGCAGCACCAGAGACCGUAUGACCCUGCCCUGGGCACGCAGCCGGGAGCACCGCGCGACUACUUCAGCACCGGCAGGCGAUACAGCCAUGCCAGGACGGCCUCGGAGGGGUCUGCCGACGUGGGCAUCACGCCCAGCCCGUACGAGUACAGCGGCAGCAACAACGGCCGCCGCUCGAGCACCAGCCCGCCGGGGCCGCAUGGCAGCAGCAGCAGUAGCGGCGCCGGCGGGGUGAGGGCGCCCAUCUACGACAAGCCGCUGCCAAACUACAAGCCCACGGCCCUGCGGCGGCCGUUCCUGCUCGUGCUCCUGGCCGUCGUCUUGGGAGCCAUUGCGGCUCUCGUCAUCGGCCUGCUGAAGCUGCCGGUCAGCCGGGCGUCGAUUGUGCAGGCAAGGGAUGUCGCGCAGGGUCUGGACCUCGCGAGACGCCUCGAGGUGCCGCCGGGCAAUGUCAACAGCGAGGCUCCCACCGUCACAGGAGUUCUCGCAGCCGAGGACUUUGGAGGCCUGGACACGGCAGCGACGGUCACCACGCCCCAAGCAGCAGGCGGCUCGCAAGGGACUGACGUGCCGGCGCCUGGAGAAUUUGAGGAGCUCGCACCCUUACCCUCACCUGCACCUGCGCCUACACCUACACCUGCGCCGGCUCUCGAGUCAGCUGCAGCGCCUCCUGCGCUACAGGCGCCAUCCUCACCAUCUGGGGAGGGAGGGGCGGAUGAUGACGGAGCUGCCGAGCCGACAACGACGCAGGCAUAUGUCCUCGCGGGCGACUUUGCCGAGCUGGGAGGGCCGACACCGACACCGACACCCACUGCUCCUCUAGCGCCGCCGCCGGGAGCGUACGAGGGACUUUCAGAGGAGGAGACGGACACGGUGCCGGCACUGGCGAUGGCAGCCCCCGCCGCGCAGGCCACGCACACGCAACCCCCCGGUGUCGAGGGCAACCCCCCGCCGGCGGCCUACAACGGGCUCGACGACGAGGAGACGGUUACGCCGACUGCCCCGUACGUAGGUGAGACUGGCUUUGCAGACCCCAUCGGUGCGCCGCCGGUGACACCGCCGCCUGGGACGACGACUGUCGCGUUCGUGGGCGAGAGUGCCUUUGCAGACCCCAUCGGCGCACCGCCAGUGACGGCCCCUGGCUCGACGACUGUUGGAUAUGUCGACGAGUCUGCCUUUGCAGACCCUAUCGGCGCGCCGCCAGUGACGCCGAGUGACUUCAGCGUGCCGGCAGCAACGGUGCCGAUAGAGAACAUCGUCACCGACGUCAACGAGUCGAACCCACAGACGACGGACCCGCCAGCGGCCGUCAGCGACGACGUCAACGACCCCAGCCAUGUGCCCGGCGAGAACGACUUUGGCGAUCUCAACGCGGCCCCGACUACUGUGGGCGCUGCUCCAAGCUCCGCGUUUGGCCAGCUUCAGCUCAUCACAACCGCAACCCAGCCCCCGGCUGUCGUCUCGUAUGGCACCGCUUCGGCCGCGCCGGUCUUCACGCCAUACACGACUGUUGUAACCAAUGCCCACGGCCAGCUAACGACCAUCGUCACGAGCAAGCCUGUCCAGCCCUCGCUCCAGGUCCUCACCAACGCGGCCGGCGUCCCGACCAAGACGCUCACCAGCUACCCCCUUGCUGCCAGCCGACCGGCCGACAACAGCAACAACGGCGCCGUCGUCAUUUACUCGCACACGACGACCGUGGCCUCGUACAUCCUGGGCAUGUUCAUCCCCACGAUCGCUGCCGUCCUCCUCUCCAUCCCCAUUCGCAUCCUCGACACCAACGCCCGCGUCUUCCACCCUUGGCACCAGCUCGCCCGCCCCCAAGGUGCUCUCGGCAAGCACUCCAUCUCGCUCGAGCCCUUUGGCUGGGGUGGCUACCUCGAGACCUUCCGCGGCCUGGGCAGCGGGCAGUGGGUUCUCUUCUGCACCACAGUCCUGACUGUCUCCGCGGCGUUGUUGAUCCCUCUCGCUGGCGAGGCCAUCCGGAUCGACCUCCAGGGCCCAGAAUGCCGUCCCGGCACAAUGACCAACAAGGGGUGCUUCUUCAUCACCACGUCAUUCUUCCAGGGCACCAUCGCGUGUGUCUGCCUGCUUGGCGUCAUAGCUCUCGUCCUGCUGACCCUCGUCUUCAUCCUGGGCCGCUGGAAGACGGGCGUUGCCACAAAUCCCUGGAGCAUCUGCAGCAUCGCCACGCUGUGCCUUCACGACGACGUGCGCCGGCUCUUCACGAGUCUCCCUGCGGGAGUGGACGCGCGCGCGCUCCCCAAGAGCCUGAUCGAGGCGCUGUUUGCCGAGCGCAGGUUCCGGCUGGGCUACUUUUACGGGACCAACAGUGGGACCAUCGAGUACGGCAUCGUGCUUGCCGACAAUGCGGAUGGUUACGGUGGUGGUGGUGGUGGUGGUGACGGGAGAUCCGCCGGAGAGAAGGCGCGCACCAGCGUCGAUGAGGCGUGGGAGGUUGAGAACAUGCUCAAACACCACAACCAGGCCCGGCCGCUGGAGAAGCUCGAGAACAAGCACCACCUCCCCUUCCUCAUGCUGGGCUACGUCUGGCGCCUGCUGCUGCUGCUCGUCCUGCUGGGCAUGCUGGCCGUCAUCGGGUACUACCAGACGGGCUCGGACAAGACCGACUUUGAAAAGUUUAUGAGCGGCGAAGGGUUUGGCGUGCGGUUCUUGUUCACCGGCGCGGGCGUCGUCAUUACUUUGUCCUGGUCGUCGUUUUUCGACAGCAUCGCCAUCAUCAGCCCCUUCCGCCUUCUCGCCAAGGGCUCCCGCCCAGCGCGGCGCUCGAUCCUCCUCGCCCCUCCGCGCAACGGCUUCUCGGGCCUCUGGGCCGGGCUGCGCCGAGGCGACCUGUUCCUGGCCUCGACUUCCCUCAUCUCCAUCGCCUCGGAGCUGCUGCCCAUCCUGCUGUGCAACACGCCCUUCCGCAGCACGCAGGUCUACCUGGUCAACCGGGCCUGCACGUACGGCAGCGUCGCCAUCAUGAGCGUCAUGGCGCUCACCCUGAUCCUCAGCUUCGUCGUGAAAUGGCCACACAUGCCGCUCGACCCGAGCACCAUCGCGGGCACAAUGUACUACGUCUGCGACAGCUGGAUGCUCGACGGGUUCGAAGGGUGCGGCGGGCUGAGCAGGCUGGCCCGCAAGGAGAGGGAUAUGCGGGUCGACAACAUGGGGCUGCGGUAUGGGUUCGGCAGGACGUUGGGCGUCAGCGGGAGGAGCAGGAUCGGCGUCGACUUGUCGCCGGAUAGUCGCUUGCCUAUUUGAUUUUUUUGGGUUUUUUUCCUUCUUUUUUUUUCUUUUUGGCGCGGGUUGUUUGUGAACUGUCAUAUAGGGAAG
This is a messenger RNA of Microdochium trichocladiopsis, 3899 nucleotides long. RefSeq lists its product as uncharacterized. Bases 372 to 3827 code for a protein of 1151 amino acids. The transcript is spliced from 2 exons. The record is from RefSeq and is a predicted model, not a curated record. Lineage: Eukaryota; Fungi; Ascomycota; Sordariomycetes; Xylariales; Microdochiaceae.